This is a messenger RNA of Papaver somniferum (opium poppy), 978 nucleotides long. RefSeq lists its product as uncharacterized. The record is from RefSeq and is a predicted model, not a curated record. Lineage: Eukaryota; Viridiplantae; Streptophyta; Magnoliopsida; Ranunculales; Papaveraceae. Bases 1 to 978 code for a protein of 325 amino acids. Gene Ontology annotation, molecular function: RNA-DNA hybrid ribonuclease activity; nucleic acid binding. The transcript has a single exon.
AUGUGGAUGUUAACACGUAAUGGGGUGUUUUCAGUGAAGUCGUCUUAUAGAAAACUGGUUGAAUUGAAGAAUGUAAAUAGUACCUUCGACGAGGAAGCAUCUAAGCUCUGGAAAAAGCUUUGGGAUAUUCCUACACUGCCAAAAUUCAAGCAUUUCUUAUGGAAGUGCAUGAUAGAUGUUAUGCCAUCAAAUGAGAGAAUGGCUAGAGUAAUGGGAUACACAGGAGAUCAAUACAAGAUGUGUCAGAAUGGUACUGAAAUAACGAAACAUAUUCUAUGGGAAUGUUCGUUCUCUAGGGAAGUUUGGACUACACGUCCUGGGGAGAGAAGAAGCAUGAUGAAUCCAGAUACCAGUGUACAAGAAUGGAUAAAAAGUUGGUUCAACAGUGAGUUCUCUCAGAUUGAAGAUGACUGGAUUGUUAAGAUGGCAAAUACAACAUGGGAGAUAUGGAAAGAAUGCUGCAAGUGUGUGUUUGACAAUGCCAGACCAAACCCAGUGGGAGUCAUUAAAUCAAUCGAGCUACUAAAUGCUACAACAGGACAGAAAAUGGUGCACAAACACCAAACUGAAGUUUAUGUCAUUGACAGUGGAACAUCUGUUACCAAAUGGAUGCCUCCAUCCUCACCUUAUUACUCUAUAUGCUGUGAUGCCUCUUUUAAAUCUGUUAAUAAUGUUGAACAUUCUGGAUGGGGACUGAUUUGUCGUGAUUUUGCAGGUCAAUUCAUCCGAGAUGAAUGCAUCUAUGCUAAUGGAAUCGUGAACGCAGAGGAAGCUGAGUGCAAGGGAUUGAUUCAGGCUAUGCAAGUUGCUGAAAAUAUAGAGCUACAGAUGGUGUGCUUUGAGUUAGAUGCGAAGCUGGUCAUCAAGGCUGUAAAUGGAGACAUACAAGUAGUUGCAUGGCAGAACCAAGUCCUAAUUUUUAGAGAUAAGGUCUUUUUUAGGAAAACAUCCUUUAUGGGUUUGCAAAUUUUUAAGUAG